AUGCGUGGAGCGACGCGCCUGCAGAGCUCCGUCCGAACCUCGCUCUCUUCGCGGCAGCAUGACGACGGCAAGGCCUCGGGCGGGCCCUCUGCGGCCUCUGCGGGGACUUCCUCGAAACAGCCCGCUUCGCCCUCUUCUCUCUCAAGUCGCUCCGCCGGCAGCGCCGCGCAGUCCUGGACUCCAAGCGGCAAGGCGGGGUCCAAAGGCCCCACCCCCACUCUCCCUCUCGCCGUCUCUGCCUCCGCCUCUGUCUCUUCUGUCUCCUCGCUCUCAGCUGUCCCCUCUGUCCCAGCCACGCUGCCGCCCCCUCAGCGCCAGCUGCGCACGCGCCCCGUCGACGCCACCAAGCGCCUUUUCGUGAUUCGCCGCUACGAGGACUUGGAGCAACUUGCGGAGGAAGAAGGCGUCCGACUCGAUCCGAUUCAACUGGGCUUUCUCUCACCGACGGAGUUCGUGGAGGAAGACGUCGCGGGCGGUGUGGGCGGCGCGGCAGGAGCUGCGGCGAAGAAGCGGAAGCAGAAGAUGAUUGUCGUACCUCCGAUAAAAAUCGAGGAGUCGCACGACGAGAAUCUGCCCGACUUUGUGCGCCCAGACCACUACAUUCGCUUCGACCAACACCGAGACCAACCCACAGGUCUUCGUCUCCCAGACGGCUCUCUGGUUCACUACGACAUGUUGAAAGAGGACGAAGUGUUUGUGGAGGAGUUGAAUCGGCGCGUAGCGCUCUUCGCCCCGCCUGCUGUCCGGCCCUCUCGGGACCUUUUCUCCCUCGGCGAAUCUGCGCCUGCAGACAGCGAGGCAGAGGGUGACCUCGGCCCGAAACCAGCUGCCGAGAAAGAAAAAAACGAGGCCGCGCGCGAGAAGGACGGCGAAGUGGCGAAGAGCGAAGAACCAAGCGGCACUGUCUCUUCGCUCGCCGAGGCCGCGGCGGGGGAGGCAGCGAGGGAGAAGCAGCCUGGGCGGCUCUUUGAGGACGCGAGAAGUGGGACGAAGCGGCGGCGCGAGGACGGCCGCGAAGACCUCAAAGGCGAACUUUUCCUCUCCGAAAUGGCCUUUGUGAAGAUGAUCGAUGCCUUCGAAAAGGACGUCCACGCCAAGGGAGGCAACGAGCAUGCACUUACACAAAGAGACGCCGUCAGAAUCGCCAGAGAAGACCUCAGACUCAAAAUUCACCCCGUUCUCGUCAAACAAGUCCUCAUGUACUGGCUCGAGAAACGACAGAAACUCGGGAAGCCCCUUCUCCGCCACUUCUGGCCUCCGUGCUCCCCGUCGGAUGUCUCCCCUUUGGCCGUUUUCCGCCCACGACAAGUCGGCCGGGAGAAGAUGACUCUCCGGAAGCAGAAACGCGUCGGGAAGGAUACGUUGCUGCGGGCCGAGCGUCUCCUCGAAGACAUCAAGGUCGUCGAGCGCCUUCUUCGCCGCAUGCGCAACCGCGACGAAAAAAAGGAACAACUUCUCGAGGUCCAGUUUAUGGCUUUCGACCAAAUGCGUUUCGAGAUUUCGGAUCCUCUGUAUCACCAUCCACUGUGGGAUUCCUUCCGGGAGAAGUUGAUCUCGAAGGGGGAGAGAGACAGGGGUCGCCGGCACGCGGGCGAGAAGCGACUCCAGUCUUCCAGAGUGUGCAAAGAGAGCUCGCGACCGCUGCGUUCGUCCUCUGGAGCUGAAGCAAACAGCCAACCCCCCACCAACGCCCAAACUGCGUCUUCGGCUCGGAGAAGAGAGCGGUCGGGCUCUGGAGCGCUCGGAGAUCCGGAAAAUGCGGAGAAGGAAGAGGGCCCGGAGGACCCGCGGAAGUCGAGGGGCGAGUCGGAGGACCAGGGCGACAAGGCGCGACCGCGGAGAGAAGAAGAGAGCGGGCGAGCCGAGAAGAAGAGAGAGUUGGAAGACGAAUUCAGUUUGCGCGAAGGCAGGCACCAAGUCGACGAGAUCCUGGGGGACGGGUCACCGCCCUGGGAAGCGUGGACCAGAGGAAAUCGCCACUUCAGGCCCUGCCUCUUCCCUCCGGCCUCGACUUUUGCGUACUUGUCUUUUCUCGCUUCUUCGUCGACUUCGCCACUUCCUCCGUCUCUCGUUCCGCCUCCGCCGCCGUUCUUGAACGACUCGUCUUUCUCGUCUUUCCCUUCCUGCCGCAUCGUGCGCCGCAGAGGCCGCGGCGGGCGCCUCUGGCUCGACCGGCUGCUGUGUCGACCGUCCGUCGCAGUUUCCCAGAACGCCUUCGUGCCUUCCUCACGCUUUGCUUCGCGCCUCCCUCACUCGUCGCUCCACCAGACGCGCGCGCUCUACGCCGGAGACAGUGCGGCGAAAGGCCCCGGGUGUACGUACACCGGGGGAUCCGGCAGAGAAGGCGGGCGGAGAGAAGACGAGGAGGGCGACGCGCCCGAGGGCCUCCUUUCUGCUCCAGCGGCUGAACAGGGCGACUUCGCUUCUUAUCCGAACGCUGGAAACAACCAAACGAGCGAGAGCGCGUCCGCCGGCCGGUGCGAAGAUGGCUCGGCGGGAAUCACGUCGCCGCAGUCGGGGGCCGGAGGCGAAGGGUCGGAAGAGAAGGGCGCGCAGGACGCGAGGCGAGAUGAGGCGAGCCUGUUGUCGAGGAAAGAAGAGGGGAAGAGACGAGUCAAGGAAGAGAAUGCAGCGUUCUCUUCGCAGUCGGGGACCCAACAGGAGAGUUCAGUCCCCAAACGCGAGGCGAGCGGCAGGAAGGCGACCGCGCUGCCUUUCCCUCACAGCAACCACGUAAACCUGUGGAAGAAAGACGCGGCAGCGAUGCAGAAACUCUUUGCGUCCUGGCCUCGCCAGCAGGGGCUGUAUAUUCAGCCGGUGCGAGACGACAAAGCUGUAGGAUCCGACCGCUAUUCGCCUCCCUUCGCCUGUGCAGACGGAGUCGAUGCGCCUGAAAACACAGAAGGGUUCCAUGUCUUUUCGCUGCAUCGCCAUCUCGCCCAACAGGAGCAGCUGGCCUCUGCGGCGGCGUCUUUUGCGGCCUCGUCGACGCUUGCGCCUCCACGGCGGUCGCCUGACGGCUUCGUGCGGCACCUGACGACUUCUGGGGCUUCUCCGACCCCCCUGGCCUCCCCUCGGAACGGCGUGCGGUCCGGCCUGGGCUUGGGCUUGCGACCUCAGGAGGGCCUCAAUGCUCGCCUGCUCCAGCAGGGCGUCCCGGGCGUUUUUGGAGCGCUCGGCGGCCAAGCGGGGCCUGCCGGCGUCCCCUCGAUUGCUCUGUCUCCCUAUUCCUCUCACCCUGCGUGCCCGCCUCACGGGGCACCUGGCCGCCUGCAUGCGCUCCCCGCGGGCGCCGUCGGCCCGGGGCUGAGCGACGCCGGCGCGUUGGGCGCCACGGGCAUAGGCCCAGGGGCCUUCGGGCUCCCGCAGGCCCACAUGUCUCUGGCGGCCGCGGCUCCGGGGGCGCAGGGCCCGGCCUUCUUUCCCCCGGCCUCGGGCAGCUUCCCGUCCUCGAGUCACCCCUUUGCGUCUUUCCCGCCGCAUGCCGGGCCUUCGCCCCACCUCGCGCAGGCUCCCGGGGCCCAGCCUGCGUCUCUGGCGGCGCAGUUCGCCUCGCGCGGGGUUGCAGGCCCGGCCGGCGUCGACUUCUCGGGCGCCUACGCGCUUCCGGGACCGGGAGGCCAGGCCUCUCUCAACACUUCGAUCCUUGCUUCCUCUGCGCAACCGUCCUUCUACUACAACCCCGCCACGGGUGUCUCCCUUGUCUCCUCCUACCAUCAGCCGCAUGCCUUUGCCCGCCUGGGGGCCCUCGGGCCCGUCCAGGGGCCCUACGCCCAGCAACCCGGGAGGCAGGGGCCUUCUACCUCUGACCAGGGGUCGCAGUUUUUCUACCCGCGGCAGAGUCCCCCCUCGCCCUCUUCUGGGCCAGCCGAGCCCAAGCCCGCGCCGGCUGGCGACUCCGGAGCCGCGCCCGGCGAGGGCGAAGACUCCAUGAGAAGCGUCUCCUAUCCGGGGUCUGCCUCCCAGGCCCCGGGCCCUGCCGGCUUCGCAGGCGGUCGGGGCCCCGCGGGAGGCGCGGCGCCUGCUUCGGGUUCGGGCUCCACCGCAACUUCAGCACUAGGAGGCAGUGGGCCCGCAGGGACUGAUAACGGAUUCUUCAGGCCUGGAGGCGAAAGCGGCGGUGCGGAGGCGGGCUCUGCAGGCGCCGGAAAUGCGGGCUCCGGAGGGGUGGCCCAGGGGAGCGCCUCGUCCGCGGCGACCGCGGGAGCAGGCUCAGGGGCGAGUGGGCCUUCGGCCGGCGGGUCCGGGCAUACGGCGGGCCAGCCUCCAGAGUACAGCCAAGUGUAUCGACAGCCCCAGUUCGUCAACCCAAUUCAACAAAGUGGGAUGGCUUACGCUGUCCCGGCGCAGUUCAUGGGAGCGGUGUCGCACCCCUCGCAGGGCGCCCCCGGGGGCGAUCAGGCUUCAGGGGCCGGUUUCCCUCCGUCGGGGGCCUUCUAUCCGCCAGCGCGAGGCCCGACUGGAGCCCAACGCGGUGGUGCGGGGCCUGCGGCCCGAACCGGGGCAGAGAGCGACCCUGCGACCGCCGUCGCGGCGCUCUGCCGGCGAAACAGUCACGCAAAUUUCAAAGGGUGGAUUCGCACCAACGUCCAGCCGUCGGCGAUGCCGAAUCCAGCGGGGAUGGCAGGCCCCGCGGGUCCGCCUUCGGGCGGGGGCGAGGCGCCGUCAGCGGCCUUUGGGGCUUACCCGAGUGGAACCCCUUCCGGGCCUUCCGCCUAUCCGUUCUCGUCGUCGCCCUACGGAGACUACAGCCGCAGGGCUCCAGACGUCGCUGUCUCAGCGUCGCCAUUCUCUGCGCCGGGAGGACUUGCGCAGGGACCCAGCGAUCCGCAGGCGCCUUUCUCCCAGGCCAGCACUCUUUCAAAUUCUCGAUCUGAUGUAAACUACAUGUACACUGGUGCGGCGGGAGGUAGUCCGGGCGCGCUUCACCCCUCGUCAUUUUCCUCGACAGUCCCCGCGUUUUCUUCCUUCUCUUUUCCUUCCUUCUCGCCCUCGGGAUCUCCUCAACCUGGGUACGGACCCCCCGGGAGCGCGCCCGCGAACCCCGAUGCAGCCGCUGCGGCGCUCGAUGGCGCGGGCUCCGCUGGGGUGUCUCCUUUCCUCGGCCAGAAAGAGGGGACAGGAGACAGGCCCGCAGACGGCGCGAGUGUGCCGAAGGCCCACAGCGCGAAGGGCGACACCACCGGGCGAAAGAACGGAGACGAGAAGGGAGAGAUGUCUGGGGAAAAGCAGGCAGGGGAGAAGCACGCCUUCCACUCGCAAGAGCGAGGCGAGCGAGGCCGAUUUGUCUCCUACCCUGGGUCUGAGGUGGUCCACAAAGAUGCCGGAGGUCUCUAG
Messenger RNA from Neospora caninum, 5337 nucleotides. RefSeq lists its product as hypothetical. The record is from RefSeq and is a predicted model, not a curated record. The coding region runs from base 1 to 5337 and encodes 1778 amino acids. The transcript has 10 exons. NCBI's taxonomy places the organism in Eukaryota, Apicomplexa, Conoidasida, Eucoccidiorida, Sarcocystidae.